Echinostoma caproni is the source of this 707-nucleotide messenger RNA. Lineage: Eukaryota; Metazoa; Platyhelminthes; Trematoda; Plagiorchiida; Echinostomatidae. The record is from the annotation of a GenBank genome assembly.
AUUUCAAAGAUUGGAGGCUGAUUGUACACGUUCAGGCAGUUGGCAUCCUCGUUCCGCUGGACUGGCUAUAUUGUCCCGAUGCCUUCAGUUGGCCGGGCCUGCUCUACUGCUCACCACAACUGUCCCGGUUCCCGGCGAGUCAUCANGUGAACACCUGUCUGAGCGUCGCACUACAAUUGUUGGAACGUGGUUGUCGUUUAGAUCGUCAACCCGGGGCGGGGGCGGAAAAAUCACCCGGUGGUUCCGAUCCGCUAACCAUGGCCAGUGAGGCGGAACUCCGAUUACGCGGUCUCAUUCUGCUUACUCGGCUCACAGACAAUGGGGCGAUUCGGUCUGCUCUUGCUUCGCCCGCCUACUUGAGUCGUUGCCUAACGCGGUUAGUUUUACCAGCCUGUGUGUGGCGUGCUGGACGAACGGCCGAAGCAAUGCGUAAAGCAGCUAGCACUUGCUUGGUCGCACUGAUUGCCGCUGCAAGCUCGAUCUACGAUAUAGAUGAGGCUUCCGUGGACGCUCGAACGGAUGAAGAAGUUCGUCUGGAUUCGUGGUUAUUAGGACAGUCGGAACCCGUUCGACGCCUGUUGGGACCGAAAACAGAAAAGAUUGAACGUAGUAGUAAGCUUAUAUUCGUCUAUAAUACUCACCCGAAUACAUUCACCGAGACCGUCAAUUUAUCAAUCCCCUAUCUGUUGAUUUCUUUUUUGAAAUGA